AAAAUCCAAUUAAGGAAACAAAAAACAAAAGAGCACCAAAAGAUAUUUCUUAUUGUAUAUCCAGCGACGAAGAAGAUAAAACUUUGAGCUCACCUCUCUGUUCAAAACCCAGCAAAAACCCAGAAAAAAUAAAAAAAUUCGAACCUCUUUGUUUUUCAUUUUUCAUUUUUUAAUAAGUAACUUGCUUGGAGGUUUUUGAUUGAAUGGGAACUCUCACGAGCUGUAGUUUUAGCGCGGUGAAUUUCCGCUCCCGUUCCUGUUCAAUCUUCCGCGAAAGAGUUCGCGUCGAGGUUUUCGAGUCGAGGAAAGUGAAGAGGAAAAAUUUGUGUCUUUUAUUUACAGGAAUAAUUUCCAAGGAAGUUUCACGGGAAAAGUUUUUCAAAAUCAGGUGUUUUAGCGCCGGCAAUAAUGAUGACGGUGAUUACACGAAUAAUGAUGGAGACAUUAAGGAGAAUAAUACUUCUUCAUCCAAAGAAUCCAUCGUCACGACGGCGUCGCCGCCCGGAGAAACAGCACAGGAGGAGAGGAGCAUCGGCAAUGACCCGCCUCCGUCUGUUUCCUCAAGGCCACCAAAUAUAGCUCCUCUUGGAUCAGCCUACAAUGAUUUCCAAAUUGAUUCUUUUAAAUUGAUGGAGCUUCUUGGACCUGAGAAAGUUGACCCUUCUGAUGUAAAGCUGAUUAAGGACAAGCUUUUUGGCUAUUCGACAUUUUGGGUAACUAAAGAAGAGUCAUUUGGAGACCUUGGUGAGGGCGUCCUUUUUCUGGGAAAUUUAAGAGGAAAAAGAGAAGAUGUGUUUACCAAACUCCAGACUCAGUUGGCUGAGAUUAUGGGUGAUAAAUACAAUCUUUACAUGGUUGAGGAGCCUGAUUCAGAAGCUCCAGACCCACGUGGUGGGCCACGUGUUAGCUUUGGUUUGUUGAGGAAAGAGGUUUCUGAACCUGGGCCAACUACCCUUUGGCAAUAUGUGAUAGCUCUUUUGCUGUUCCUCCUGACUAUAGGUUCCAGUGUGGAGUUAGGUUUUGCAUCUCAGAUAAACCGACUUCCUCCAGAGAUUGUGAAAUACUUUACAGAUCCAAAUGCUGUUGAACCACCAGAUAUGGAGCUACUAUACCCAUUUGUGGAGUCAGCAUUGCCCCUAGCAUAUGGUGUUUUGGGGGUUCUUUUAUUUCAUGAAGUGGGGCACUUUCUGGCUGCUUUUCCAAAGAAAGUAAAACUAAGCAUUCCUUUCUUCAUUCCAAACAUUACUCUUGGAAGUUUCGGAGCAAUUACUCAGUUCAAAUCUAUUCUUCCUGAUCGGAGUACAAAAGUUGAUAUUUCCCUUGCGGGCCCAUUUGCUGGUGCUGCAUUGUCCUUUUCCAUGUUUGCUGUUGGUCUGCUGCUUUCAUCAAAUCCAGAUGCUGCUGGGGACUUGGUGCAGGUUCCUAGCAUGCUGUUUCAGGGUUCGUUGCUUCUUGGGCUCAUCAGUAGGGUGACUCUUGGUUAUGCGGCAAUGCAUGCUGCAACAGUAUCAAUUCAUCCUCUUGUGAUUGCAGGAUGGUGUGGCUUAACCACAACAGCUUUUAAUAUGCUUCCUGUGGGAUGUCUUGAUGGUGGAAGGGCUGUGCAGGGUGCUUUCGGAAAGGGUGCAGUGGUUGGGUUUGGUCUGACAACUUACACACUGCUUGGAUUAGGAGUGAUUGGAGGGCCUUUAUCACUUCCUUGGGGGCUCUAUGUGCUGAUAUGUCAGAGGACUCCAGAAAAAUCCUGCUUAAAUGAUGUAACUGAGGUUGGAAUGUGGAGGAAAACGGCAGUUACAGUAGCUAUUUUCCUUGUUGCGUUGACGCUGCUUCCUGUAUGGGAUGAGCUAGCUGAAGAGCUAGGAUCGUUCAUAAUCAUAAGCAACAAUGCAAAUUCAAUAGCAAGUUUUUGAAGGAAAAGAAAAUUGAGGCUGAAACAACAAAUUCUAUUGUAACCAUUUUCCUUAUUUAAAGCGGCAAAUAUUGGGUAACAUUGCUGGAAAUGGGAUUGCCACGUUUGGUAGGCAACAUUUAACAUCGCAGGGAAUGUUGCCUUACCAAGGGAAAGUAACUUCCCCAUUAAAAUGGAAAGGUAGUUGCCCUUUUACCCGACCCUUCUUCUCACCGCCCUCGGAAGCUCUAGCUGCUGUAGCUUAUUGCUGCCUCUUCUCAUCGGUUAAAUCUCACCAGAUUCUCGCCAUCUUCUUCUUCUUAUGCAUUACACAGUUUUUGUACUAAUUGUUAUUCAAUAAAUCUUUCUUUCUUGAUUCUGAAACUCAAAUCAAUUUGUAAUUAGACAGGAAUUGGGUUUAGGGUUUCACAUUUGUUCUUGUAGCUUUUCGCUGUUGAUAUUUAAAAUUGAGUGGUCAAAAAU
Messenger RNA from Theobroma umbraticum, 2371 nucleotides. It is a transcript of the gene EGY1, whose product is annotated as Peptidase M50 family protein. NCBI's taxonomy places the organism in Eukaryota, Viridiplantae, Streptophyta, Magnoliopsida, Malvales, Malvaceae. The record is from RefSeq and is a predicted model, not a curated record. Gene Ontology annotation, biological process: proteolysis.